Mycotypha africana is the source of this 1598-nucleotide messenger RNA. Its product is annotated as kinase-like domain-containing protein. Gene Ontology annotation, molecular function: ATP binding; protein serine/threonine kinase activity. The record is from RefSeq and is a predicted model, not a curated record. Gene Ontology annotation, biological process: negative regulation of glycogen biosynthetic process; protein phosphorylation; intracellular signal transduction. Gene Ontology annotation, cellular component: nucleus; cytosol; cytoplasm. Bases 128 to 1537 code for a protein of 469 amino acids. The transcript is spliced from 2 exons. NCBI's taxonomy places the organism in Eukaryota, Fungi, Mucoromycota, Mucoromycetes, Mucorales, Mycotyphaceae.
GUCAUAUCUUCAGCCUUUUAAACCCUUUCUUUCGAAACAGUACUUUUGCUACUUUUCUUUUGAAUCAUGCAAUGAAUAAUUUUUUCUUCUCUUCUAUUAUUGCAUUACAUUCGAUUUAUUUUCUUCAAUGAAUGAAUCGCUUUGCAACCAAUAUUUUCUCCAACAAUAUGAAUUAAAAGAUCAUAUUGGCUACGGUGGAUAUAGCUUUGUUAUGUCUGCAUUACAGCGCACUACAGGCCGCGAAGUGGCUGUCAAAUUCAUCUACAAACACAAGUUAUCAAAGCAGCAAUUGGUAUUCCUUCCAGCAAUACCAACAACGACGGCUGCUACAGCUACUAUCACUGAAGAGAGGGGAAAUUAUAUACCCAAAGAGAUAGCUAUUUUAAUGCGCAUUAAGCAUCACCCUACUGUUAUUGACUAUGUUGAUUAUUUCGAAGAUCAACGCUAUUAUUAUCUAGUUAUGGAGUUGUUUGGCACAGAAUGGGGCCUCUGCGACAAAAAGAUUGAUGCUUUUAAUGAUUGCAUCAAGGGGACGGGUGAUUAUACAAAUUCCAGUGACAGCCACGCUACUGGUAUAGAAGGAGAGACAAAUUCAAUAAAUUAUUUCAGUGAUUGUAGGGCCUCCAGCAGUAGUGUCGAGUCCUCAUCGCCUGUUACGCCUAUGGCUUCUACACUUACCAUUUUACAAAAUACAUCGUUAGCCAUGACAAGUAAGGAAUAUGCUUUUAUCGAACACCAAACAAGCAAGCAUCGUCGUCAUAGAAGAAGAAGCUCUAGUGAUUUAUUUGAAUGUAUUGAGGCACUACUAAAGCACAAACACUUACAAGAACAGAAGAAGAAACAUUUUCAAGAAAGAAAGCGCAUCAACAACAAUUGUAGUGAAUCUAAUGUCGUAUUCUCGGAAGCACAAAUUAAAACCAUCUUCAGGCAGAUUAUUCAAUGCGCAUAUGAUUUGAGCAAGAUCGGAAUUUAUCAUCGUGAUAUCAAAGAUGAAAAUAUAGUCAUUGACUCUAGUUUUAAGGUCAAAUUAAUUGAUUUUGGAGCAGCUAUUCAAAUACCAAUCGUACAAACUUCCCAUGGGAAUACUUCUUCAGGUCGUCAUCAUCACCGCAGUAGUAUCAGUAGCCGUUCCGGCAUUACAAGUAAUGCAACGACCUUAAAUACGGCACAAAAAUUUUCAAGAUACAAAGUAACCAAAUUUUUAGGAACAGUUACUUUUGCUUCACCAGAAAUCUUGCUAGGACUUGAUUACAAGCCAGAGCCAGCUGAAGUGUGGUCUUUAGGUGUACUGUUAUAUACUCUUUUGUUUGGCCAGCCACCGUUUUAUAGCUCUGAUCAAGUGAUGAAGGGCCAAUGGCUUAUCCCUGGGUCGAGUGUGCCCUUAACGACCUUGGGAAAUGAUACUGCUGAAGCCACUAUUACCCAACUUUCAGAAAAUUGCCUACAUUUGCUUAAAGGAUUGCUUAGGCACCAUCCCGAACAGAGACUUAGCCUUGAAGAAAUAUUAAACCAUCCUUGGUUAGCAGAAGCAGUUUAGUCUCAUAAAGUAUCACCAUAGUUGAAGGAUAAUAUGUACUACCUUCUUCAUUUCUUACGUG